Molecule: messenger RNA, 2188 nt
Organism: Amyelois transitella
Lineage: Eukaryota; Metazoa; Arthropoda; Insecta; Lepidoptera; Pyralidae
Gene: Dnaaf3
Product: dynein axonemal assembly factor 3 homolog
Exons: 1
Coding region: 2-1384 (460 amino acids)
Biological process (GO): axonemal dynein complex assembly; motile cilium assembly
Source: RefSeq, a predicted model, not a curated record
UAUGUUCUGGGGUAUCAGCCCGGCCUUGGACUUGCAGCAGGAGUACCUCAGGUAUGGGGACGAUAGCGCUUAUGAACUGAACUUCCUCGUGAUAGGUGGUUCCGAUGCGAGACACCUCAUCAAGACCCUGGCCGAAGCCUAUCGGCACACCAGACGAUAUAUGAACCUUUUCGUCAUCGAUGGAUGUCCCGAACUGGUUGCGAGACAGCUUCUUCUCCUAUCUUUGAGCUUAGAAAAGACUACGCGAUGUGGCUUACUGGAGAAAACAAGACGCUUCUUAGAGAUAUACGGAAAUCUCCUUCUACGUCCUCCGACCUCAAGGUAUUUAAUCGCUAAGGCGAGACAACUAGUUGGCAUGAUAACUAACCCUGAUUAUAUGAAUUGUCUCCUACCUUGCAUUUCUAUUGAACAGAUGAAAUAUCGAGAGCGAGAUUACAUGGAAAACCUUCUCAAUUUUUGGACAACAGGUAACACGAACCAGUUCAAUGCCUGCGAACUGUGGGAGCAUCGGAUCAGGCUCAGUCUCGGUGUGAGAUAUGACAACAGAGUGGGAGUGUACGAUUGGGAUUUCCAUAUGAGAUUGCGUGAAAAUGCCAGCCAGAUUUGCUUCCAAGAAUAUAAACAUUUUAGAGAGCAUGGAGUAGCUUUCACUUGGCUCGAAACUGAAGUGUGUCGUCCGAACGUGAGUCUAGCUGCUGGAGUCUACAAAUGCGGUGAUCGAUAUCUCCACAGAGGAUAUCUAGGGGAUAUGGUCACAUCUCCUUACGUAGCUUAUGGAUUAGAUUCUGAAGACAAAGACCUGCUGAAGUCAUCGCAUGGAGUAAAUUACAAGCGAGCUACGGACGUGUCAGAGCGUAAUGUCAUGAGGCUUCUUUACGAAUUAGAAAACCGUGAACGAUUUGAUGCUGACGUCAUGAAUAUAGAUUCCAAACAAAACUUGGGCAUGGUUGUUCUCAGCGAUUUCGACGCAAAGAUUUCUGAGACAGGUCCCGAAGCCCCUUUGCUGUUGCGUGAGGAUCGCAAUACUUACAUUAAUGUUGAUUACGGUAAGGUCCAUUUUCUAUCGCCGUCAGCUUUGGAGCAUUAUCCUCAUAAGCCGCAGUUCCAAGGGCUGUUUCACGGCGUGUUUAUUGGUCAGAACAUGCUUUCUAGGAUUAAACCUAGCGUUUGGUCGAUGGCUAGGGAUGAUGCGAUUGUAAUUAUGGAGUCUCGGAAAUAUAUGGUUGAAUUGAAAAGAGAUGAUGUGAAGGCAUUUGGAGACCAGAUUCAGCAGGCCGCAGCCGCAGCUCAGGGUGAAAAAACUGGGUCAUUUGAUCCACAAACUGAUGAUUUUGCUAGGUUUUUGAUUAGACGUAGGAGUGAAAGUUCUGAUUUUUCUGCGUGAAUAAUUAUGUUAAUUGUUUUUGAAAUGUUAGUAUAAUUGAUAUGUCAUUGAUGUUGGUUUUUUAUUUCUUGCGUAGGUCUAGAAUUUAUAUAUUUUUUUAGCAAUCAAUUUUUUUCAGUUAUCAUGCUAUGUAGGUAGAUUCCAUUUUAUAGUUCUGUCAGUCAUAACAUGCAACUUUUGUACCUAUAAUAUGCAAAUCUAUUGAUCCAUCAAAGUCCUGGUCUCCUGGCAUUUUUCUUAUAGCGUAAGGUGGAGCUCAGGGUCCGCCUGCAACCAUAAUUCAGGAGCAAAUACGACUCCCGUCUGACUAACUGACUCGUUAAUAGCAUAACAACCUUUUUGGAUCUGAUUUAUUAGCUUUUGCUUUGCUUCACUCUCGUGGGAACUGUUAUGUCUGUAUCUAUGCAAAGUAUGUGCCAAUGUCAGAUUUUAUAUGUUUGCACGUAUCAGUCUAGUGUAGUUUUAAAGUAUAACAUACAUAUGUAUAUACAUACCUAUAGUCACUUCUAUAUUCCUUGCGGGGUAGACAGAGCCAAAAGACUGAUGGGCCACGUUAAGCAUGAUAGAAUUGAGAUUCAAAUAGUGACAGGUUGCUAGCCCAUCGCCUAAAAGAAGAAUACCAAGAUUAUAAACCUAUCACUUAGUCGCCUUUAACGACAUCCAUGAGAACGAGAUGGAGUGGUCCUUAUCUUUUUUUUUAUUGUUACCGGGAACCACACGGCAAAAAAGUUAAAGUUUAAGUUUAUAAUUAACUGUAACUGUAAUGAUUUCACCUUGGGAUAAUAAAACAAUCAAUAAAAUUUC